GGUAUGCAGAGGCUGCGGCCAGCAGGGAGGGAGGAGCAAGGGGACCAGGAGGGGCUGGGAGGACAGGAGCCAGGGCCAGACCCAGAGCUGAGCCAGGCCAGCAGCGGCAGGACUUCUGCACCUCACAGGGCCGUCUGCACCAGAGGCCUGAGGGAGGAGGCUGGGCAGCAGCCACAAGCAGGUGCUCACCUCUCUGCUGUCUCCGGAGACUCCAGGUGGUCAAGAGCUCCCACGAAGGGCACCAUGAGCACCACAGCUGCCACCUCUGUCACCCCUGGCCCAGAAGCUGCCCCAAAGCCAAGUGCCAAGUCUAUCUAUGAGCAGAGGAAGCGUUACUCCACAGUGGUGAUGGCCGAUGUGUCCCAGUACCAGGUCAAUCACCUGGUGACCUUCUGCUUGGGCGAGGAGGACGGCGUGCACACAGUGGAGGAUGCAUCCAGGAAGCUGGCUGUCAUGGACAGCCAGGGCCGCGUCUGGACCCAGGAGAUGCUGCUGCGCGUGUCCCCUGGCCAUGUCACGCUGCUCGACCCGGCCUCCAAGGAGGAGCUGGAGUCCUAUCCCUUGGGCUCCAUAGUGCGCUGCGACGCGGUGACGCUGCCGGGCCGGAGCCGCUCGCUGCUGCUGCUGCUGGUGUGUCAGGAGCCCGAGCGCCCACAGCCCGACGUGCACUUCUUCCAGGGCCUACGGCUAGGGGCGGAGCUGAUCCGAGAGGACAUCCAGGGGGCUCUGCAUAGUUACCGCUCGGGACGUGGGGAGCGCAGGGCAGCGGCGCUUAGGGCAGCGGAGGAGGAGCUGCAGCGCGGGACUGCGCCCGCCGCCCAGACCCCGCCCCUGCAGCGCCGCCCGUCUGUCCGCGCGGUGAUCAGCUCAGCGGCGCCCACCGCAGGGCGCUGGGCGCCCCCGGUGCAGCGCAUCCCCGAGGCGGAGGCGGAAACGGAGGCGGAGGCGAAGCCCGGCCCGGCGAGCGCCGCAGCGAGCAGGGCAGACCCCGCGAGUCCGGACCUGGGCCCGCGCGGCCCGGAGCUGGCCGGUCUGCAGGCGGAGCGCGAAGUGGACAUCCUGAACCACGUGUUUGAGGACAUAGAGACCUUCGUGUCGAGGCUGCAGAAGUCUGCGGAGGCCACCCGCGUGUUGGAGCACCGGGAGCGUGGCCGAAGGACCCGGCGCCGGGCGGCUGGGGAGGGCCUGCUGACGCUGCGGGCCAAGCCACCCUCGGAAUCCGAGUAUACGGACGUGCUUCAGAAAAUCAAGUAUGCCUUCAGCCUGCUGGCCCGACUGCGCGGCAACAUCGCCAACCCCUCCUCCCCGGAGCUGCUGCACUUUCUGUUCGGACCGCUGCAGAUGAUCGUGAACACAUCCGGUGGCCCUGAGUUCGCCAGCGCCGUAGGGCGGCCGCACCUGACCUCCGAGGCUGUGACGCUGCUGCGAGACAAUGUCACCCCUCGGGAAAACGCGCUGUGGACCUCGCUCGGGGACUCCUGGACCCGCCCCGGGCUGGAGCUGCCCCUAGAGGAGGGACCCGCUUACAGCCCCAAAUUUUACAGCGGCUGGGAGCCGCCGGCCACCGAUCCCCAGGGCCGUGCCUGGGAGGACUCGGUGGAGAAGCAGCUCCAACACGAGCGGCAGCGCCAGCAGCAAAGCGCACCCCAAGUCGCCGUCAAUGGAUCCCAGUUAACCUGGCCCCCUCCCCAGCUUGGCUCUAACCUCUACUCGCACCAGCACCUCACAGCCCAGACCAGUGGGGCUGGCUGCCUUUUCAUCUCCACCUUCCCAAUUCCUCUCAGUCACCCAGAGCCGGAGCCAGGGCCAGAGCCAGCAGGAAAGUGGGUCCUCUGUAAUUACGACUUCCAGGCCCGCAACAGCAGCGAACUGUCCAUCAAGCAGCGAGCAGUGCUGGAGGUCCUGGAUGACAGGCGCAAGUGGUGGAAGGUUCGGGACCAACAGGGCCGGGAGGGUUAUGUACCCUAUAAUAUCCUGACACCCCAUCCCGGACCCCGAGCGGACCACAGCCAGAGCCCUGCGCGAAGCCCGGAGAACAGCACGCCUCCUCCUAACCCCCCAGCUCCAGCCCGGGCCCCAGCUCCCGCUCAGCCCCACUGGGACAGCUGCGACAGCCUCAGCAACUUGGAGCCUAGCGAGAAGGAGAAAUUCUCCCAGAUGCUGAGUGUGAACGAGGAGCUGCAGGCGCGCCUGGCCCAGGGCCGCUCGGUUCCCAGCCGCGUAGCCCCGGGACCCCGCGCACCGGAGCCGCAGCUCAGCCGGAGCUCCGACGCCGCGGAGGUCCGCGCCUGGCUACAGGCCAAGGGGUUUAGCGUUGGGACUGUGGACGCGCUGGGCGUGCUGACAGGUGCGCAGCUCUUCUCGCUGCGGAAGGAGGAGCUGCGGGCGGUGAGCCCGGAGGAAGGCGCGCGCGUGCACAGCCAGCUCACGGUGCAGCGUGCGCUGCUAGAGGACAAAGAGAAAGUGUCCGAGCUGGAGGCGGUGAUGGAGAAGCAGAAGAAGAAGGUGGAAGGCGAGAUGAAAGCGGAGGUCAUCUGACCCUCGCCGGCCCCUUCGCCGACGUGACCGUGACGGGGCGCCUGCCCCGCGGGACCGCGGACUCCAGUCCCGGAGGACCGCCGAGCUGGCCCGGGCCCGCGCAGACGCACGGCCCCGCUGGAGUCCUGCCUCCCUGCCUGCCGAGCGCUCAAGGGGCCCUCCCUGGGAGCGGGCACCCCGCAACCCUGUGCCUCGUGACGUAUACCCUAGCCUAUAAACAGCCUCCUUUCAGUUAC
This is a messenger RNA of Heterocephalus glaber (naked mole-rat), 2774 nucleotides long. RefSeq names its product EPS8 signaling adaptor L1 (gene Eps8l1). The record is from RefSeq and is a predicted model, not a curated record. Gene Ontology annotation, molecular function: actin binding. Gene Ontology annotation, cellular component: vesicle; plasma membrane; ruffle membrane. NCBI's taxonomy places the organism in Eukaryota, Metazoa, Chordata, Mammalia, Rodentia, Bathyergidae. Gene Ontology annotation, biological process: positive regulation of ruffle assembly; Rho protein signal transduction; regulation of Rho protein signal transduction.